This is a messenger RNA of Rhododendron vialii, 402 nucleotides long. RefSeq lists its product as uncharacterized. Lineage: Eukaryota; Viridiplantae; Streptophyta; Magnoliopsida; Ericales; Ericaceae. The coding region runs from base 1 to 402 and encodes 133 amino acids. The record is from RefSeq and is a predicted model, not a curated record. The transcript has a single exon.
AUGGCAAAUCAAUAUUUUGUGCAAGAAAGCGGUUUGCGCGAAUACCCUUCAGAAGAAAUGGAAAGGUUUAACCUGAUCCGAUGGAAAUCGGGGAAAUCGGUUGAUCCAAGGCUGUUUGCGCUGCUGGAAAAGUUCAAGGAAAUUUACAUCGAAAGGCACGAAUUUUUCACAAAAAUAUUCCCGGGGCACCAGUACGAUGAAUUCGCCGAAUUGUUCAAGAAAAUUGCUGGAGUGUCUUCAACAUGGGACGAUGCGAAAGCCCGAACCAUGACGAGAAGCUUGAGCUGUGGGUCACGCCGUGGGGCUAACCAAGGCGACGAAUCGACAUUGCGGCUCGAACGAUUCAAAGUAAGGAUUCUGGAUUUAGGCGGGGUUCCAUCAAGUGGUCAUGGGGAUAAAUAA